Lycium ferocissimum is the source of this 2144-nucleotide messenger RNA. Its product is annotated as transcription factor TCP4-like. Gene Ontology annotation, biological process: regulation of secondary shoot formation. The record is from RefSeq and is a predicted model, not a curated record. The transcript has 2 exons. NCBI's taxonomy places the organism in Eukaryota, Viridiplantae, Streptophyta, Magnoliopsida, Solanales, Solanaceae. Gene Ontology annotation, molecular function: DNA-binding transcription factor activity; sequence-specific DNA binding. Gene Ontology annotation, cellular component: nucleus. The annotation marks the transcript as partial.
CGCCUUAGCCCUUUUCUUGAUUUUCUUCAUGGAAAUUUCAAAGUUGGAUGGCAAGUCCUUUUUGGAGUGGCAACAACAACAGCAGUAUCAAAUUUUACAAAAGAGGAAGAAUCAUUAGUAACACAAAUAUUUCACAAUCAAAAGCUGGAACAUCAAAAGCAGUACAACAAGAUUCUUCUGAGUCUGGAUCCUCAGAGGAAGAAGAAUCUUCAUCACCAUUAUAACAAUCAAAAUGUAGACGAUGACGAAGACGAAGAAGAAGAAGAAGAAGCAGAAAAAAAUCAAGAAUCCCAUUUCCAUAUCCACCCUCAACAACAAGUUUUUCAUUUUCAACAACCCCACGAACUAUUUUUACACUAUCAAGAUUCAGAAACUCAACAAACCCAACCCAAGAAACGCGCAUAUUUUCCUCCUCCUUCUUCGUCUUCUUGCCAAAAGCAAAAAGUCGAACAUGCAAUGGCAACGGGAAAGUCAACAUCAUCAAGAUUUGGUUCAAGGAAUUCUGGUGACCGUGGAGAGAUUGUGGAAGUGCAAGGUGGGCAUAUUAUAAGGUCUAUUGGUAGAAAAGACCGGCACAGCAAGGUUUGUACAGCCAAAGGCCCGAGGGACCGGCGAGUACGCCUUGCUGCACAUACAGCCAUUCAAUUCUACGAUGUUCAAGAUCGACUUGGCUAUGACCGUCCGAGUAAAGCUGUCGAUUGGCUUAUAAAAAAGGCAAAAGCUUCUAUUGAUGAACUAGCAGAACUUCCCCCCUGGAAUCCAAGCAUUGGUCCUACAACAAACAAUACUUUUGAUCAAGAAAAUAAGCAGCAACGUGAGAAUGGUACCAUCCACCAUGAAGAUGCUAAAUUGGUUGGUAAUAAUGUUAAUAAUGUUAUUGGGCAGUCAAGUAAAAGGGCAAUGCUUAUGUUGGGCAAUGAAAGUGAUUCUAGAGUUUUGCACCAGACAAACAGUGCAAGCUCAAGUGGUGAAAAUGCAAAUGCAAAUGCGAGCUUUUUGCCUCAAUCUUUAGAUUCUGAUCACAUUUCUGAUACUAUUAAGACUUUUUUCCCUAUGGCUGGUUCAAAUGAAGGUAAUAAUUCUUCAGCUAUGCAGUUCCAGAGCUACCAAGAACAUAAUAUGCUGUCAAGAACUAGUAGCCAGAGUCAAGAUUUGAAGCUUUCAUUACAAUCUUUUGAACAAGAUCCUAUUUUGCUUCACCACCAAAACCAGCAAUCUCAGCAUCAAAGUCAUUUUCAAGCAGCAAACUUCUUUACUGGAAGCACCCCGCUUAUCGGGUUUGAUGCUUCAGGCUGGCUGCCUGAGCAUCAGUAUCAGCAGCAGCCAAUGCAGAGAUUGGUUGCUGCUGCGCGUGCCGGUGGAGACACCACCGGCAUCUCUCUUGGUGGCGGGGCGGUAACAGGAGCAGGAAGCGGGUACUUGUUUAACUUGCCUCCUCCUGCCCCACCACCAUUAUUGCUACAGCAGUUGUUCGGCCAACAAAAUCAGUUUUUGUCUCAGAGGGGACCCCUUCAGUCCAGUUACUCACCUUCGAUUUGUGCAUGGAUAGAUCCAUCAGCGAUCGCUAUUGCCACAGCUGAUCCAAUUCAUCACCAUCAAGCUGUGCUACCUAUGUAUUCAACAUCAUUUUCCGGCAUUGGAUUUGCCUCGGAAGUAGGUGGAUUCUCCAGCUUUCGCAUUCCUGCACGACUACAAGGUGAAAUAGAGGAGCAUGGUGGUAUUUCCGACAAGCCAUCCUCUGCUUCCUCUGAUUCACGCCAUUGAGUUAGCUCGACAAAUGCUCUCCCUUGACUGCCUGACAGGAAAGAGUACUAUACUUCAAGAUGGAAAUGGGAAAGGACAGGUCAGAGAAAGGGCUAUGGUUCAUUAUCGAGUGAUUCAGUGGCAAUGCCCCGUGGAAGAAGAAUCCUGAGCAUAGUUUCAGGUUUUUUUUUUCAAUUAAAUCUCGGUGUAAUAUUCUAUCUUAGUUCUUGUAUCAGUGUGUUUUUCUAGCUCAACUGCUAAUUUAGGAUUGCUGUAUUUCUGUUUGCCAGACUUGUCAAGUUGCUGUUGUUUUUGCUUAUUAUCUUCAGUUCAUGUAUUAGAGAUCUUCAAGCUAGAACAAGUAAUUUUCUGUUGAAUGUUUCUUUAAUCUUGAGUGCCAA